UAUAGUCAAAUAGGCGCCAUAUUCAAGAUUUGUAAACAAUCGAUUUGAAAUUUUAAACAGCACUUUGCGUAUAGUAUACCAUCUAUAGACGUAACAUUUUGUAAACAUAUAUACGGAUACAUACAUAUACAUUAGAAAAUGUUAUGAUUCGUGCAGAACUACAAAUAAACUUGAACAAUUAUAUUUUUAUCAAAAUGUAUAACGAUAGAAUGUUUUUCGUUAUGAUAAUCGCAUAAAAUAUUUCUCCGAUCAUAUCUAUAAAAUAAAUGGUUAAUUUUUAUUAGGUUAGAAUUUGUAUAUUAUCAUGUGAUGCUGUGCUCCGUUACUAUUUGUAAUUGGUUGAAUUGAUCUUUAUUUGUAUAAUUUUUAUCUCAUGGAAUGUUGCGCAAUAUUGCCAUAUCACAGAAUGGUUCUUUAAAGUUAUUAUUGAUUUUGAAUUUAUUGAUAGUUAUUAUUUAAAAUCACAGUAAUUGUGAUUCAUGCAUUUUUAAAUAAUGUGUUGAAUAUUGAUUUUUAUAUAUAUUUUAUAAUUUUUGUUGUGAUUUUAUCAAACUAUAAUGAGUACAUUCCAGUUACAACCUUGUAUAGAUCUUAAUCUUUCAAGGAAAGAGUUGCAAGAUCUUAUAGAUAAAGCCAAAGAUUGGGCAAUAAUGCACGGUAUUAACAUGAGAUCAAAGGAAAAUUUUAAUAAAAGUCAAGUACAAAUUGCACCUUUUGCUCUAUUACCUUCAAGCUUUCCAAAGAAGUGCUUUGAAAGAGCAAAAAAUAUACAAGUAUUAUUAAAUGAAAUUAUGCAUAAAGUAGCACAUGAUGAUAAUUUUAUUAGACAUACUUUAAAAGGAACAAUUGAAGUUGAUGAUUUUACUGCACGGUUAUUCAAUAUAUAUGAAACAGUUUAUAAGGAAGGAUUUGCACAAGAUAUUAGUCUUGGAUUGUUUAGAUCUGAUUAUUUAUUACAUAAUGGUAUUGAUAAAGAGAUUAAACAAGUGGAAUUAAAUACAAUUGCGUCUAGCUUUGCUGGUUUGUCCACGAUUAUUACGGAAUAUCAUAGAUAUAUUUUAAUGGAAUUAGGAUAUGCAGAUAAAUUAGAAUUUCUACCAUUGAAUAAUCCUGUUAUUGGACUUUGUAAAGGAUUAACUCAAGCAUGGUCAUUAUACAAUGACAAUAGGGCUGUGAUAUUGAUUGUUGUUGAAGAUAUUACCUAUAAUAUAAGUGAUCAAAGAUUUCAUGAAUUUGAAAUACGGAAGCUAAAUCCUGCUAUUAAGGUUAUCAGAAGAAGUUUAAACACUCUGGUACUUGAUGCACAAUUAGGAUCUAAUAAAGAAUUAAUUGUAGAUAAUCUAGUAGUUGCUGUAGUAUACUUUAGAUCUGGUUACGAACUUCAGGCAUAUCCUACUGAGAAGGAAUGGGCUGUACGUUUACUUAUAGAACGCUCUAAAGCUAUAAAAUGUCCCUCAAUACAAUAUCAUUUAGUAGGAACUAAAAAAAUUCAACAAGCUUUAGUUGAACCAAAUGUAUUAAAAAUGUUUAUAAAGGAACCUUCUUCUGUGGCAAAACUUCAAGAAAUAUUCACUGGUUUAUAUUCAUUGGACUUUAAUGUAGAAGCAGAGGAAAUCAUAACAAAAGCUAUACAGGAACCUGAAAAGUAUGUUCUUAAGCCACAACGUGAAGGUGGUGGUAACAAUCUAUACAAUGAAAACGUCAAAACAUAUUUAACAAAAAUGAGAAAUUCAAAGGAGCGCACUGCAUGGAUUCUUAUGGACCGUAUUAAUCCUCCUUCACAAAAGAAUUAUCUUAUCAGUCCAAAUGAUAUAAACUAUCAGUUAUCUGAUGUUAUAUCAGAGCUCGGUAUAUAUGGAGUAAUUAUAGGAAAUCAUACAGAUAUAUUAUAUAAUGAAGAAACUGGUCAUAUUCUAAGAACUAAGAUGUCAACUGAAAAUGAAGGAGGCAUUAUUGCAGGUGUUGGAGUUUUAGAUAGUCCUUAUUUAGUAACAUAAUAUAAAAGCAAUAAUUAUAGAUAUCAUUGAGUUAUAAAUGUUACAGAAAAGAAUUUUUUAGUUUUAUUAAUUAAUUUAGUCAUAAAUGUUUGCUAAAUGCAUAUACAAAAUAUUUCUAUUUGUU
Molecule: messenger RNA, 2121 nt
Organism: Vespa mandarinia (Asian giant hornet)
Lineage: Eukaryota; Metazoa; Arthropoda; Insecta; Hymenoptera; Vespidae
Product: glutathione synthetase
Biological process (GO): glutathione biosynthetic process
Cellular component (GO): cytosol
Molecular function (GO): ATP binding; glutathione binding; glutathione synthase activity
Source: RefSeq, a predicted model, not a curated record